Messenger RNA from Lactuca virosa, 659 nucleotides. Lineage: Eukaryota; Viridiplantae; Streptophyta; Magnoliopsida; Asterales; Asteraceae. The record is from the annotation of a GenBank genome assembly.
GUGAAAAUUGUAUAUACAUUCGGGUGGACCGGGUCUAUUGUGGCGUUUCCCUAAAAACAUCCGGUAUAUAGAAAUAGAACUGGUGUAGUCGGAGAGAGCCGACGUUCCAACAGAGGAAGAGAGAAAGAAACGAAUACAGAUUGCAGCUUUUGAUGGCUUCCACCGCUGCCGUGCCGUUUUGGAGAUCUGCAGGGAUGACCUACAUCUCAUACUCCAACAUCUGUGCCAACCUAGUCAGGAACUGUCUCAAAGAACCCUACAAGUCCGAAGCUAUCGGUCGGGAGAAGGUCCAUUUUUCUGUUUCCAAGUGGGCUGACGGAAAGCCUGAGAAACCUACCAUUCGCAGCAGCGAUCCUUCUGAAGUAUGAGGCAGGAAGAUGUCUGCAUUUUCAAAAUUUUCAUAUUUACUAAGCUGAUUAUGGAUCUGAUAUCAUUGGUUUUUUAAAACACUGCACUUUGCUAGCAUAAGAUUGUUAGCUACAAUAAAAUUCCUACUGUUUUGUUGUAUGUGGAAGUUUUCUUUUUUCUUUUGAUUCUAUAAUAAUUGUUGAGUUGACAUGGUUGGGGUCAAAAGCUGUUUGUGGUUUGGGGUUGGCUAAAAAGACACCCCUUUUUACCAUUUAGACAACCCUAAUUAAUUCUGAAGUAUUUUUAUUGGU